Molecule: messenger RNA, 1418 nt
Organism: Bufo gargarizans (Asiatic toad)
Lineage: Eukaryota; Metazoa; Chordata; Amphibia; Anura; Bufonidae
Gene: ERF
Product: ETS2 repressor factor
Exons: 3
Coding region: 12-1271 (419 amino acids)
Biological process (GO): regulation of transcription by RNA polymerase II; cell differentiation
Cellular component (GO): nucleus
Molecular function (GO): DNA-binding transcription factor activity, RNA polymerase II-specific; sequence-specific DNA binding
Source: RefSeq, a predicted model, not a curated record
GCAAACCUCAAAUGAACUACAACAAGCUGAGGCAAUCCCUCAGGUAUUACUACAACAAGAGAAUCCUUCACAAAACCAAAGGCAAACGCUUCACCUACAAGCUCAACUUCAACAAGCUGGUGCUGUUCAACUACCUCUUCAUCGACAUGGGCAUGGCGGGAGGGCCAGUAACUCUGAGUGCUCUGCCUAUAACGUCAGGAGAAACACACUUCCGUUUCCCGCCCUGCACCCCUUCAGAUGUUUUGUCUCCACCCACCCUCUUCUCAUCCGUGGCACGUCGUCUCGCCCGUGGAUCAGUCAGUGACUGCAGCGACGGCACCUCGACUAACUCUGAAGUCGAAGAGAGUCUGAGCGAAGAGCAGCACCGACGAGGCCCCGGGCCUGACAUCCCAGCGUUCAGAGGGCCACCACUUCCUCGACUCACUCAUGAGGACAUUUUCAGGGUCUACCCUCAUCCACGGGUGCCAGAACCCCUCAGCCCAUUCCCAGUGUCGCCAAUAGGAGCUCCUACUGGCCUCUUGCUCCCUCAGCUCUCACCUGCACUACCAAUGACCCAAAAUCAUAUGAACUAUACCCCAUCACCUACUCUGAGCCCCAUGUACCCAGGUGGUAGCCAUUUUUCAUUUAAUCCCAAAGACAUAAAGCGUUACCUUCAGGCGCACACGCAGAGCGUGUAUAACUACCACCUCGGCCCACGGGCAUUCCUGCACUACCCCAGUAUUGUGGUGCCUCAGCCGCAACGCCCUGAAAAGCCUCUACAUUUACCCCCUGAUAAACCUCCAUUCAAAUUCAAACUUCAGCCUCCUCCUUUGGGCAAAAAGCAGCGGGACCGACCCCUGGAACCCGGUUCAUCUACCUCCUCCUCCUCAGGGGACCCGCAAAUCAAAGUGGAGCCAAUCUCUGAUGCUGAGGAAGAUGAGGAGGAGCUAAUGGUGGAGGUGACAGACAUCAGUAAAGAAGAGGAAGAAAAUGAGGAUCACAAGGAGGUGUUCAAAGCCCCCACAGCACCAGAGCAAAGACCCCCUCCACCUAUUCCUCCUGGAAGGGAAGAAGAAGCGAUUGGGGCAGGAAGUGAAAGCGGACGCUGCAUCCCCCUUAGGUUGCUCUUCAAGCAACGUUGGAGCGAGGACCUGCGUCUGGAGGCCGAAGGAGGAGCUGGGGAGUCAGACAAAAAAGUGCAAAGUAAUCAGGAGGAGCCAAACCUUCCCCCACAGCCGGGUGCAACCCCAUGUAGGAGGGUGAGCACCGACCUCCAGAGGAACUGUCCCUAGAAAGUCUGGAUUCCUAAUGGAGGACUUGUGGGGCCCAGCGAGGGCAGCCGCUCUAUAUGCAGAUUAGUGCCCUUUGUGGUAUCAUGUUCCAGCGGAAUUUAUUCCCCCAGCCCCAAAAAAAUGACCUUGGGGUCCCCGGAAGUAAGG